This is a messenger RNA of Macadamia integrifolia, 1364 nucleotides long. RefSeq names its product OTU domain-containing protein 2-like. Lineage: Eukaryota; Viridiplantae; Streptophyta; Magnoliopsida; Proteales; Proteaceae. Bases 185 to 1111 code for a protein of 308 amino acids. Gene Ontology annotation, molecular function: cysteine-type deubiquitinase activity. The record is from RefSeq and is a predicted model, not a curated record. The transcript is spliced from 5 exons. Gene Ontology annotation, biological process: endoplasmic reticulum unfolded protein response; protein deubiquitination. Gene Ontology annotation, cellular component: cytosol; nucleus.
AAAAAUUGCGCUGGGUUCGUUAAGAAGAAGAGAUACCAUAUCACCGCCCAUGGAUACGGCUCUGCCGGCGGAAGCUCUUUCUUCUACUCCUCUCGUCUUCUUCCUUUCUCUGAUUCUCUAAUGGAGAUUUACGGUUAGGCCGCGCUUGAGCAGGCGCAGACAUAGCUCUGAUCGAGUAUCGGUGAUGCUUGGGGUAUUGUGCGCACGCCCCAAGCCUUGGAUCCUUGCGGCGCUCUCUCUUGUCCACCCAAUUAUUCAUCCUCGGAUUGUUGGAAGCCCAAUCUCAUUUGUCAGUGAUGGAGAUUUCAGGCGACGCUACCAUCACUCCACCGAGUGCCGACUCAGGAGCAACGGUGGUGGAACCGGUGCUGCGUCUAUAUGGCACGCGAUUCUUCCUUCUGGUGGAGAUCGCUUGAGCAUCAACAAUCUCAAACCGAAAAUUCACCAUGAGCAGAAAGGGGAGGGGUCUUGGAAUGUGGCAUUAGAUGUACGCCCUGCCAGAUGGUUGCAUCGCUCUGAUUCAGCUUGGCUGCUUUUUGGUGUUUGUUCUUGUCUUUCGCCUUCGUUAGAUUGCUGCGGUGGGAAUCUGGAGGCGGAGUCGGUUGUAGAGGAGACUGCUUGUGUUGGCGAUACUGAUGAAAUAAGCUCGGAUAGAAAUGAUAGACGCUCCGUUGAUUCUUCUGAUUUCAAAGUGACAGGGGUGCUUGCUGAUGGUCGAUGCCUGUUUAGAGCCAUAGUUCAUGGAGCUCACUUGAGAAGUGGGGAAGAAGCUCCUGAUGAAACCCGUGAGAGAGAACUUGCCGAUGAAUUAAGAGCUCGAGUUGCUGAUGAGCUGUUGAAGAGGCGAGAAGAAACUGAAUGGUUCAUUGAAGGAGAUUUUGAUAUGUAUGUAAAAAGUAUCCAGCGGCCUAAUGCAUGGGGAGGUGAACCUGAGUUGUUGAUGGCUUCACAUGUACUUAGGAUACCGAUAUCUGUCUUUAUGACGGAUAAGAGCUCAGGUCGCUUGAUAAACAUUGCCAGCUAUGGUCUGGAGUAUGGGAAGGAUAAACAGACCCCUGUGAAGGUGUUGUUUCAUGGCUAUGGUCAUUAUGAUGUUUUGGAAACUUUCUGAGGCAGUCAAUAUCAGGAAGUGGAAACGUAGAGGCUGGUUAUUGGAAGUAAAGAAGGUUUUGUUAGAUCAAAUUACUCAGUUUCAGCAUAAUUAUUUUGAUUGAUGAGAGGUUCAGUACGGCCAAUUAAUAAUUUUGAAUAAACUCAAUUUAUUGUACUGCCUUAUGAUCAACCAAAGGCUGGUUCUGUGUUUCCAAGUAUUGUAUUUUCAGUUUACUAUGUCGAAUUUAAUCAAUACAAUAGGAUUUUUUCCA